Messenger RNA from Prosopis cineraria, 1732 nucleotides. RefSeq lists its product as uncharacterized. Gene Ontology annotation, cellular component: membrane. The record is from RefSeq and is a predicted model, not a curated record. Lineage: Eukaryota; Viridiplantae; Streptophyta; Magnoliopsida; Fabales; Fabaceae. The coding region runs from base 286 to 1299 and encodes 337 amino acids. The transcript is spliced from 6 exons. Gene Ontology annotation, biological process: Golgi vesicle transport.
UGAAACUCUUCACCGGUAACGAUAAAACAAUCACUGACGCAGCCCCAAAAGCAGUUAGAGGAUAGAAAGGGGUAGGAAGAGGUUUCUUUCUCUCUCUCUUCUUUCCGGCUUAGGAGAGAGAGAGAAAAGAACCCACGACCACGAGCAAUCCAUCUCCCCUAACAUCAAUUAUUCUUCACGGAGUAAACUUUAUUGUUAAUUAAUUGACGUUGGGUUGGGUUGGAUUUUCUUGUUAUUCGGAUGAACUAAUUGAUUUGUUUUGGGUUUUGGGUACUGUUCUUCAACAUGUUGUUGCCUAACACUUUCGAUCUCUGGCAAAAGGAUGCUUUCUUCUCUGCGGCCGAGGAGGUCCAGGAAUCAGCUGAUAGAAUGGAAUCCACAUACAGGACAUGGCUAAGAGGGAAGAGAGAACGAUCAAUUCCCAAGUACGUAGAUGAACUAUGUCGGGAGCUGCAAACGUCUUUGGGUACUGCAAAAUGGCAGUUGGAAGAGUUUGAGAAGGCUGUCAAGCUAAGCUACAGGCAUCUUGAUGAUGAGAAUGCAGUCACUAGGCAUAGACAAUUUAUUUCGGCCAUUCAAAACCAAAUUUCCUAUGUUGAAGCAGCAUUAAGAGAAUCUUUUAUCGAGGAAGGAAGACAGCCCUUCCGCUGGGUUAAUCUGGAUGAAGAAGAGCGUGAUGAUUUUGCUGCAUUUUUAUCUGGAACCUCUCAGAACAUGCAGACCCCUAAGGAUGAAUGCAUGGAAUUGGCUCCUUCCGCGAAAAAUACACUUCACGAAAAAGAGAUCAACAAGAAAGACAAAAUCCAUGAUGUAAAUGCUGCCUGCAAUGGAAAUAUCUUUAGUGACCGAAAAGCUAUAAAGGAUGUCAUUGCCAUCAACAAGGAUGUAAAUUACGUUAGAGAAAUAAAAGGAGAUGAAGUUUCUGGAAAUAGUGAGGAUAUAGUUUCUCAAGCAGACAGAACAACUAAUAUAAGGAAGACAUGUAGUUCCCCAAAAUUUUGGGAGUUAAAAAUCGUAAUUGCUGAUGAAGAUGAACAGAGAAAUAAACUCAUGCAUACUAUUGAUGGAAACUCCAAAGGAAAAGGGUUCAAACCUGGCUUCUGGAAACACAGAUUUGAAGAAUAUCCUCAGGCAAUGCGAGCGGUACACAUGUUCAAUCAGCUUUCUGGUCACAUCGGUUGUUUCCAGGGACAAUUCAAUAGUUCCCCACAGUUGCGAUCUCGCUGUUCUGUUCCAAUUAUGCUUGCUCUUAUGAUUACCAUGUUUCUCCUUGUUCCCUUUGUACUUUAUUCAACUUGAGUUAAAAUGCUUGUUCACUCAACCAGAUGAAGAGGGUUCCUCCUGUCCUUAUGAAUGACAUUUUUGAGGUUACUGUUCGUGUGUUCAUCUUCAUGUAAUGGAGCUUCCCUUGGAAUGGAGAAAAGGACAGUAACAGUAAUUUUCAAGGAACCGAGCUUGGUUGAAUUUACCUAACAGGUGAAUAUUCAAUAGUGAUAAGUUGAGCCGCGGAACAAGGAUUGAAGGAUGGACAUCCUUUAAAAAAGGACAGACAGAGGGAGAGUGAGAGAGAAUAUUUCAGAGGCAAUUGAUUGUAAAUGCUUUUAUUUGAUAUUAAUUGCAACCAUAAUUGAUGGCAUGAUAGUUAUAUAACAAGGUCACAUUCAGGAUGAUGAGGUUUGUAGUACCAUAAUUGUAUUAACAUCUAUCAUAAAGAAGGAAUUGAGAUUACUUA